UCGAGUUUUUCGUAUACGUUUCAUAUUUAUUUUAUUAUGGUAAAAGUGAAAUUAAUUGUAUUCUUCAUAUAUUUCAGUACCGUUGUAUGCUGUGCCAGUUAUUGUGAGAUAUGUUCCCAACAUACACUUUGCAAAUACACAAUGUCUGGACCAAGUGCCUCUUGUAAACAAUAUGAUGACACGGCUCUUCUUACUAAAAAAGAUAUUAAUGAGAUUGUCACUAAAAUCAAUGACCGGAGAAAUUUUAUUGCUCUCGGACUCUCGAAAGUUUUCCCCCAAGCAGUCAACAUGAAAAAAAUUAUGUGGUCAGAAGAGUUAGCAACGUUCGCAGAACGUUGGGUAAAUCAGUGCGAUCAAUCUUUUCGGCCCGAUAAGGAGGAUCAGUGUCGAGACUUGGUGAACUCUAGUGUCGGUCAGAAUAUAGCCAGCAUAUUAGAUCCGUCACCGGAUUUCAAAGUCAAAAGUUUUGUGGACAUUUGGUCUAUGCCAAUGUUAGAAUACUUCGGAAGCGUUGCAUAUUACAAUCAAACACGGAACCAUAAGACAUACUAUUUUACACAACUAAUCUGGGCUGAUACGGAUAUGGUAGGAUGUGGCAGAGCUAGAUUUUAUCAUCAUAAACAAAAAACAAUGCUCGAAAGAUUAGUAUGUAAUUUCGCACCAAAAGGAAAUAUCCAUGGCAGGCCAAUUUAUAACAUAGGAUACCCAGCUACACAAUGCCCAGUUAAUACUAGACCAGACAAUAAAUUUAAAGGUCUAUGUAAACGGCAGAUACAAGAAAACGAGAGAAAAUUAACACCGUCAUCAUACCGCCCGCGGGUGAGCAGUUUACUUAGGAUCGUUAAUUUGUCAAAUACCUCAGUUAAGCAAGAAAUAGAUCCUGUUCGUAAUCAUUGGAAACAUCUAAAAUUGAAUAUUAAUAAAACUAUUGAACAGAGGCAUCAGAAGACGAGGCACGUCUUCAAUAAUACUAAUGGAUCAAAAAAACUUGUUCAUCACAGUAACUGGAAAAAUUAUAUGAUUAAUACUCGGCGUCCGGAUGAACAGAAUUAUCCUCAAGAAUAUGGACAUUCACAUGUUCAUCACAGCUACAAUGCACACAAAAAUGUUUACACUCUAUUUCAUCAAAGACCUACUGAAGUAAAUAUCAGGAGAUUCGAUUACUCCACAGAUACUUUUAAUUCAUACACACAUCAAGGUUACAGGAAAUAUAAUAAAAAUGAUUGCACACGAAAAAUGAAGUAUCCUAAAAAUAUUUUUUCAAUACGCCAAAACAUUUACGGUAAAUGUACACGGAAAAAUGUAAAUAGCGAAUGUUUACAACCUACAGAAUCAUGUGAAGCAACCAAAAGUACUUAUUGUACUAAUAACAAUGUCUUUCGUCAAGAAUUAUGUUCUUGCACAACACCAGUAGCAAUUACAAAUGUAGUUUGUUCUAGUAGUAGUACUUGUUCAAAUUUUCGAAGACAAGAAGCUGUUACUGCGGUAAGUACAAGGCCUGCUGAAUUACAUUACUAUGAUUUAUUGCCAAAAACUGGCGUUCCUAGUGGCAACAUUAUUGAUGAUAACAUUUCUUUAAGUCCUUUAAGGAAUUUAAUGUCUACUAGUGCUAAAAGAUUCAAAACGACUCAUAAACAGCAUCGACAAAAACAAAUGUCAAAUAUUUAUGUUCAAAGUUCAAACAAUGAUCAUGACUAUUUCUCUUAUAACCCUUUUGAUUUACAUGUAAGAAAAAAACGUGGUGAUGAAAAAUUUAAGCCUUUUUGGCAAGUGAGUGAAUUUAAUCCUAAAAUAUCUGCUCAUUUAAAAUCAAUCAAAUAUACAACGUUAAGAAAUAAAAAUAAAAAAGCAACGAAAAAAAACACAAAAAAUACAAGUAAUCCUACAAGUACGGAACCCAUAACUAUUAAAAUCAAAGAUACUAGCAACCUUAAUGUAACCUUCCGAAUCCAUAAUCAAUAUCCUAUAACAGAGAAAUAUUUGUCAUUUGAUGAAUUAAUGCAUUUAAGAAAAAUGGGUAUUACAGACAUAGAGACUGAUUCACGACGUAAAGCUAAUGAUGCCUUAAGAAACACUAAUGCAGAUACAAGUACAACAGAAAUUACUGCUAAUACUCCUUUUGUAAGAAAAAAACAUUGUACCCGCAAAUUAACAUGUACUUGGACGGCAUCCAGCCCCACUGGAGCUGAUGGAUCUGUAAUUGCAGGAGGUAACAUAGACCGUGGUUCACGUACACCGCCUGGUUAUGUUGACGGAUGUACUCGUACUUCUACAUGUACCAGAGAUUUUAUGGGCAGGAAUAAAAUUGCAACAGUUUCUGAGGAAAGCUUAGGAGAACCCACUCCAGACAAUGAAGAUUAUUGUGAAAGAAAAUCUCUUAAUAUUCGAAAAAGAAAUACUAAUUUGAAACAAAAUGCACCUUUUUCUUCAAAGCGUCCAAGGUUCAAUAAUGAAGACACUCGAGUUUUGCUUUACUCACAAACCUUAACAACAACCAAUUCUCAGGCCAAUUGUAUUUGUUAUAAAGACAACUUUAGGAGAAAGAGAGAUGGAACUAAUAAUCAGUUAAGGGCGGAUAUUGCUAAUAAUGUUUUAGCACCGAAAAGUUUAUCAAGUGCAUUGUCAUAUGGAGAUUUAUAUUUCUUAGUUUUACACAAAAUUAUAGGCAACUGGAAAAGCAAAACAUAUUCUGAUAAAAUUAAUGAAUGUUUGUGUAAUUUCUGCGUAACGUUGAGGAGUAAUAUUGUAUUAAUAUUUUUGUUAUUUAUAUGUAACGUGUAUUACAUAUUUAUUUUAUAAACUUUGUAAAAAGUACAUAUUUAA
Molecule: messenger RNA, 2823 nt
Organism: Achroia grisella
Lineage: Eukaryota; Metazoa; Arthropoda; Insecta; Lepidoptera; Pyralidae
Exons: 8
Coding region: 37-2799 (920 amino acids)
Source: RefSeq, a predicted model, not a curated record